AGCGUCUGUGCGGGCCCGGGAGCGGCGGCAGCGGCCGGAGCCCGGUGAGGCGGCGGCGGAGCUCGGAGGCGGCCCCAGCGCAGGAUUUUUCAUUCCCAAGGAGUGGCCGGAUGGAGGAGGAGGAAAAGCCCCGGAGAUGCCACAGGAGGAGGGGCUGCAAACCCAGCGCAGGGAGCUGCGGGGAGCAAAGACCCCCCCUGUGCCAGGAGGGCGGCCGGAGAUCCAGCCAGAGCUCCGAGCUGGUGGAGAAGGCUCAUGGAGGAGAGAAGCCCCACAAGUGCUUGGAAUGUGGGAAGGGUUUCAGCUGGAGCUCCAACCUGAUCCGGCACCAGGUGAUCCACACUGGGGAAUGGCCCUAUGAGUGUGGGGAAUGUGGGAAGAGCUUCAGAGACAGCUCCAAUCUGAUCGAGCACAAGAGGAUCCACACUGGGGAAAAGCCCUAUGAGUGUGGGGAAUGUGAGAAGAGCUUCAGGUGUAGCUCCAGCCUUAGGAGACACCAGGUGGUCCACACUGGGGAGAAGCCCCACAAGUGCUUGGACUGUGGGCAGGGUUUCAGCCAGAGCUCCCACCUGAUCCAGCACAAGAGGAUCCACACUGGGGAAUGGCCCUAUGAGUGUGGGAAGUGUGGGAAGAGGUUCAGAGACAGCUCCAGUCUGAUCCGGCACAAGAGGAUCCACACUGGGGAACGGCCCUAUGAGUGUGGGGAGUGUGGGAACAGCUUCAUCCAGAGUUCCGACCUGAGGAGACACCAGGUGAUCCACACUGGGGAGAAGCCCUACAAGUGUGGGGAAUGUGGGAAGAGCUUCAGGGACAGCUCCAGUCUGAUCCAGCACCAGGUGAUCCACACUGGGGAAGGGCUCUACACCUGCUUGGAAUGUGGGAAGGGCUUUGGAUCAAGCUCCAGCCUGAGGAAUCACCAGCUCAUCCACACGGGGGAGAGGCCCUACGAGUGUCCUGAGUGUGGGAAGAGGUUUCACACCAGCUCCAGUCUCCUCGUACAUCAGCGGAUUCACACAGAGGAGAGGCCCUUCCGCUGCCCCGACUGCGGGAAGGGCUUCAAGUGCAACUCACACCUCAUCAGGCACCGUCGCAUCCACACCGGGGAGAGGCCCUACGAGUGUCCUGAGUGUGGGAAGAGCUUCUCAGAGAGGUCUAACUUGACCCAACACCAACGGAGGCACCACUAAGGGAAGCGCUGCGAGUGCCCCGAGAGCGGGAAGAGCUUCGUGCGCUGCUCCAGCUCCAUCCCCCGUGGGAGGAUCGGCCUUGGAUGAUCCCCUGUGACCCCCGUUGGGCAGAGCCCUGCUGAUCCGUGGUCCUGGUGAUCUGUGUUGGGAAGACACCUGGCUGGGAUGCUCCGCAUCUUCCUGGCUCCCUGUGGGCACCUGGAUCAAUGCAGGGGCCAGGAACAUCCAUUGAGACACAGACUGACAUUGGGAAUUCCUUGGGUGGAGUGGAUUUGUUGACUUUCAACCCCAGAAAAUCUUUUGCGUUCAAUCCUAUCAUCUGGUGGCAUCAAGGAAUACUGGAUGGUCUUGGAGGUCUUUACGAACCUCAGGGCGUCACAGUGCCCGCUGUGGCGGACAGGCGCUGGCCACAGGCUAGCUCAGCCUCACACACUGCGGCGAACGCUCUCGGGUCGGGGUCGCAGGCUGGGCAAGCGACCUCCUCCCCGUGGGGUCUUUGGUUCCCCCACACCAGCGACAGGACCAGUCGGAGUCGCGACCGCGGCGGCGAAGAAGGAGUCGUCUCUCUCAGGCAGGGUGGGAAGGUGACAUGGUCAGUAAGGUCUGUCACGUUCAGUAAAUGUCUUUCUUUGUCCUCUGUUGAAUCUGGCAGCGUAUCAUAGGCACUCCUCCCCCUCUUUUCUCCCCCUUCUGCCCGGUCCGUCCUAUUUCUUUCAUCACGCCGGGUGGACCUGCGCUCCCUUUCUAUUUUUUUUGGUUGGGCCUCUGGCCCAACGACCCAUCUUCCCCGCCUCCCCCUUUUCUGUUUUUCGGCGCCUCAAUCUCCUCCUUUAAAGGACUUUGGGAUGCCCAAUGUCC
This is a messenger RNA of Hirundo rustica (Barn swallow), 2045 nucleotides long. RefSeq names its product zinc finger protein 16-like. The record is from RefSeq and is a predicted model, not a curated record. Bases 111 to 1187 code for a protein of 358 amino acids. Gene Ontology annotation, molecular function: RNA polymerase II cis-regulatory region sequence-specific DNA binding; DNA-binding transcription factor activity. The transcript has 2 exons. NCBI's taxonomy places the organism in Eukaryota, Metazoa, Chordata, Aves, Passeriformes, Hirundinidae. Gene Ontology annotation, biological process: regulation of transcription by RNA polymerase II.